GCACCUUCGAUCUAAACCAGCUUGUAUAUUCCCGAGUUUCGUACUUUACUGCCAUACUAAACGUCUCCGUGAACGCCAAACGUUUGUUGUUCUGUCCCUUCAUUCUAAACUUAUCUGUGGAUUCCUGAGAAAAAGAUGCAGUCAUUAUCACUUGUUGUUGUGUUGUGCCUUGUCACAGGCUCACUUGCCGGCCACACACACGGGAUCAAUCUUGCUGACCAUGACAGCGAGGAGGCGCGUAAUUUGUUCUUAUUGGCUGACGUAGACCAUGAUUACAUGCUCUCCAGAACAGAACUCCACAGCGUCUUCCUCGACUUCGACAUGAAUAACGACACGAUCGUGACUGCUGACGAGUUCCUUAGUGAUUGGAUGGCCCGGAAGUUAGGCGACUCCAUAGAGGCCGUGGUGUUGUUCCACCACCUCGACGUGGACCGGGACGGAGUGAUUCACGAGGACACUGACCUGCCCUGGAUCCUCCACUUCUUCGACCGUGACCAUGACGGAUUAAUAUCGCAAGCCGAGUUUGUGGUCCAAUGGAUCAAAAUCAUGAUAUCUACACCUUCAUAAAAAGAGCAUCUGCAUAGCAGAAAGCAAACCAAUUUUUGAUUGGCAAAAUGUUGGAAUUAUGUGAAAUAAAAUCUUUUGUGUUAGCAAGGCA
Mizuhopecten yessoensis (Yesso scallop) is the source of this 658-nucleotide messenger RNA. RefSeq lists its product as uncharacterized. The transcript has 5 exons. NCBI's taxonomy places the organism in Eukaryota, Metazoa, Mollusca, Bivalvia, Pectinida, Pectinidae. The coding region runs from base 136 to 567 and encodes 143 amino acids. Gene Ontology annotation, molecular function: calcium ion binding. The record is from RefSeq and is a predicted model, not a curated record.